Molecule: messenger RNA, 2679 nt
Organism: Ceratotherium simum simum (southern white rhinoceros)
Lineage: Eukaryota; Metazoa; Chordata; Mammalia; Perissodactyla; Rhinocerotidae
Gene: NSUN2
Product: NOP2/Sun RNA methyltransferase 2
Biological process (GO): tRNA methylation
Cellular component (GO): cytoplasm; nucleus
Molecular function (GO): tRNA (cytidine-N5)-methyltransferase activity; tRNA binding
Source: RefSeq, a predicted model, not a curated record
AUGGCCCGGUGGCGGCAGGAGUCCACAUAUAGGGCGGCGGCGAGGGGGCGGGAGGCGCGGUUACUCGAGGCCCACGCGGGCCGCCAACGCCCGGGGUUCAGGAUCCGCACCCCCGGGGGGCGGUCCGGAGGCCGGAGCCCCCGCCCCUCCCUGGCCCGCCCCGCCCCCGCUGCUCUGCGCACGAGCGACCCCGGGCUGUCCGCGCAGCUGCCUGAGGCCGCGCGGGAAACCCGGGCGUCCGCGCCCUUGAGGUUGUUCUCUGGGGCCAUUGUCCCACGCAGGGCUGGGCUGUCAGCGGUUCCCUUCUUUCCUUGUUUUCCGGGAGCGCGGGUCGCGGAGCUCUUGGCGCACUUCAAGGUUCCUGCAGACCCGGAGAGGCGCAGGCGCGGCUCGCGGGGGCCUCAGCUCAGCCCGGAACAGCAGCAGCGGGCCGGCGGCGCGGAGGACGGCGCCGAGGGCGGCGGGAAGCGCAAUGAGGCGGGCUGGGAAGGCGGGUACCCGGAGAUCAUCAAGGAGAACAAACUCUUCGAGCACUACUACCAGGAGCUCAAGAUCGUGCCCGAGGGCGAGUGGGACCAGUUCAUGGGAGCGCUUCGGGAGCCCCUCCCGGCCACGUUGAGAAUUACUGGUUAUAAAAGCCACGCAAAAGAGAUUCUCCAUUGCUUAAAGAACAAGUAUUUCAAGGAAUUGGAGGACCUGGAGGUGGAUGGUCAGAAAGUUGAAGUUCCACAGCCCCUGAGUUGGUAUCCUGAAGAACUUGCCUGGCACACAAAUUUAAGUCGAAAAAUCUUGAGAAAGUCUCCACAACUGGAAAAGUUUCACCAGUUUCUAGUUAGCGAAACUGAAUCUGGAAAUAUCAGCCGUCAAGAAGCUGUUAGCAUGAUUCCACCACUGUUGCUGAAUGCCCAGCCUCACCAUAAGAUCUUAGACAUGUGUGCUGCACCUGGAUCAAAGACCGCACAGUUAAUUGAGAUGCUGCAUGCCGACAUGAAUGUCCCUUUCCCAGAGGGAUUUGUCAUCGCUAAUGAUGUGGACAACAAGCGCUGCUAUCUGCUUGUUCAUCAAGCCAAAAGGUUGAGCAGUCCCUGCAUCAUGGUGGUCAACCACGAUGCGUCCAGCAUACCUAGACUCCAAAUAGACGUGAACGGAAGGAAAGAGGUUCUCUUCUAUGAUCGCAUUUUGUGUGAUGUCCCUUGCAGUGGAGAUGGCACUAUGAGAAAAAACAUUGAUGUUUGGAAAAAGUGGACCACCUUAAAUAGCUUGCAGCUGCAUGGCUUACAGCUGCGGAUUGCCACGAGAGGUGCAGAACAGCUGGUGGACGGCGGUAGGAUGGUGUAUUCCACGUGUUCACUAAACCCUAUUGAAGAUGAGGCAGUCAUAGCUGCUUUACUGGAAAAGAGUGAAGGUGCUUUGGAGCUUGCUGACGUGUCUUCGGAGUUGCCGGGACUGAAGUGGAUGCCUGGAAUCACGCAGUGGAAGGUAAUGACGAAAGAUGGACAGUGGUUUGCAGAGUGGGAUGAGGUUCCUCACAGCAGACACACCCAGAUUCGACCUACCAUGUUCCCACCAAAGGACCCAGAAAAGUUGCAGGCGAUGCACCUAGAGCGGUGCCUUAGAAUAUUACCACAUCAUCAAAAUACUGGAGGGUUCUUUGUGGCAGUAUUAGUGAAAAAAUGUUCAAUGCCAUGGAAUAAACGUCCACCAAAGCUGCAGGGUGACUCUGCGGAGCCGAGACAACCUGUGCAGGUGAACCCUGCCGAUCCUACCACAGGAAAAGCUGCAGACCCCUCCAAGCUUGAAAGUAAACCGGUCACAGGAAUUGGCGACACAGACAUAAUUGAAAGAACUGAGAAUUUAGAGAAUAAUGGAAAUAGGAAAGAUGGUGUGUGUGGUCCUCCUCCAUCUAAAAAAAUGAAGUUAUUUGGAUUUAAAGAAGAUCCGUUUGUAUUUAUUCCUGAAGAUGACCCAUUAUUUCCACCUAUCCAGAAAUUUUAUGCUUUGGACCCUUCGUUCCCAAAGAUGAAUUUGUUAACUCGGACUACAGAAGGGAAGAAAAGGCAGCUCUACAUGGUUUCUAAGGAGCUGAGGAAUGUGCUGCUGAAUAACAGUGAGAGGAUGAAGGUUAUUAACACAGGGAUAAAAGUCUGGUGUCGAAAUAACAGUGGUGAAGAGUUUGAUUGUGCUUUCCGGUUAGCCCAGGAGGGAAUAUAUACAUUGUAUCCAUUUAUUAAUUCAAGAAUUAUCACUGUAACGCUAGAAGAUGUUAAAAUUCUGUUAACCCAGGAAAACCCAUUUUUUAGAAAACUUAGCAGUGAGACAUACAGCCAAGCCAAGGACUUGGCCAAGGGGAGCGUCGUCCUGAAGUACGAGCCAGACCCCAUGAAACCAGAGACCCUCCAGUGUCCCAUUGUGUUAUGCGGAUGGCGGGGGAAGGCAUCAAUUCGAACUUUCGUGCCCAAGAACGAACGGCUUCAUUACCUCAGGAUGAUGGGGCUAGAGGUGUCGACAGAAAAGAAGAAAGAAGGGACCGUUCUCAUGGAGGAGAGUGCAGCCAGCUCUGGGCCGCCGGAGGAUGAGGUGAGUGCGGAAGAGGGAGCAGAGCGGGCUGCCAGCCCAGACGCCACCCCCGGCAGUGACCCCGCAGGGGCCGCCCCACGCCGGUGAGGAGACCCUCAGGCG